AUCAACUAGCUGCCGUCAUCAACGCGCACUGUGUUUAAAGUGUCAGCGUUCUAUGUCGAUGUAGUGUGUCCGAAAAGUCAUUUUACUGGUAAGCUAUACUAUAAGCAGCCUUAUGUACGCCAAAUUAUAAUAUGCAUGCAUAGUGUGUAGUAUUUGAUUUCGGGCGCAGACCUGGUUUCUUUUUAUUUUUGGACGAUCACCUCUAACUGUAACAGUUUAAUGAUCUGGACAGAUAGCAAAAUACACUACAGCGCCUCGUCGUGAUGUCAUCAAUGAGCGCCGUCCAGUACGAAUUAUUUAAUUAUUUAUUCGUUCCUUCGUGAUGGACGUAAACAAGGAUGAAGCGGGGCGCUGCAUUGAAAUUGCGAUCAGUGCACUUAGAAACAGCCAACCAGAGAAAGCUCGGAGGUUUCUAGAAAAGGCGCAACAACUAUUUCCAACGGAUAAGGCGAAGGCACUGCUGGAGUCAAUAAGAAGGAAUGGGCAACCCUCCAAUGAAAGUGGCCCAUCGCGAACUGGCCCUAGGCCCCGGCGACCGAGGGAAGAGGCCACAGAAACAGCCAGGUCUUACACUACAGACCAACUGGACUCCGUAAAAAGAAUUAAGGAAUGUAAAGACUAUUAUGAAAUUCUUGCUGUUGACAAAGAUGCCUCUGAAGACGAUCUUAAAAGGGCUUACAGGAAGCUUGCAUUAAAAUUCCAUCCAGACAAAAACCAUGCGCCGGGUGCUACAGAGGCAUUUAAAGCUAUAGGCAAUGCAUAUGCUGUACUGAGUAACACUGACAAACGGAGGCAGUAUGACCACAUUGGGGAGAAGAGAGCACACUCAUCUGGGGACGGCCAAAUGAAUGGUGACUUUGAGGCUGACAUCUCACCUGAAGAUCUCUUCAACAUGUUCUUUGGGGGUGGCUUUCCUUCAAGUAAUGUUCAUGCAUACAGUAAUGGUCGAAUGCAGUACACCUAUCGCCCAAGACCAGCGAGAAGACAACAGCAGCGGGAAGGGGGACUGGCCCUGUUUGUCCAGCUGAUGCCCAUCCUCAUCCUGGUCAUCGUCUCGGCCAUCAGCCAGCUCAUGGUGCCCAUACCCCCCUACAGCCUCAGCCUCAGGCCGUCGGCAGGUCACACUCAUAAGAGGCUCACAGAGAGCCUUGGGGUGCCUUACUAUGUGGGUGACCAGUUCUCCACGGAAUAUGAUGGAAUCAACUUAAAGAAUGUGGAGAGGAGCGUAGAAGAUGAUUACAUCUCCAACCUGAGAAACAACUGCUGGAAAGAGAAACAACAGAAGGAAGGUUUGCUGUAUCGAGCUCGAUAUUUUGGAGACAGCGAUUUGUACCAAAGUGCUCUAAAGAUGGGAACUCCAAGCUGUUCCAGGCUAUCUGAAAUCCAGUCUUCCUUACAUGGUUAAAGUCAUCUGCCACACACAUACUGUAGGUGCAGGUAUAGUCCCCAUACAGUCCUCAGUUUAUUCUGAAAAUGCCUUUUUAGUGUGCCAUUUCAGAUGCUGUAUAGUGUAACACUAAUUUAUUGAAGUCAUACUAAUAAUGGCUUUAUCUAGUUCUUCUGAAUAAUGCCUAUACUGUGAGCUCAUGUGAGAAUUUUCAGGAUCAGCGAUGCAUUUGCAUUGGUUUUCAUUUUUUAAAUAAGAAUGUGUAUAUAUUCAUUUUGAAUGUUUCAUUUGUUUUAAAUGUUUUUAUCCUGAGAGGAGUAAUUUUUCCCAGUUUUAUCCAGUCCCUAAAUGCAUCCCUUUCUGUAAUCCUGACUAACGAGACGUCAUUUAUAUUGUAAUGAGAAGCUUGCCUCAAAUCUUUAAGAACAAAAAUCUUGAAUAAAAUAUUUCAGAAGAUAA
Conger conger (European conger) is the source of this 1846-nucleotide messenger RNA. RefSeq names its product dnaJ homolog subfamily B member 12-like. The coding region runs from base 323 to 1405 and encodes 360 amino acids. Gene Ontology annotation, cellular component: endoplasmic reticulum membrane. Gene Ontology annotation, biological process: cellular response to misfolded protein. The record is from RefSeq and is a predicted model, not a curated record. The transcript has 8 exons. Lineage: Eukaryota; Metazoa; Chordata; Actinopteri; Anguilliformes; Congridae. Gene Ontology annotation, molecular function: Hsp70 protein binding.